CCCGCUAUUUGAAGGAGGCGCGCGGAAGAGAUACGCACUUUGGUCUGCGGAGAGAGAAGGCGGGAGCGGUUUCGGGCAACGCUAUUCGGCUCACCGGAGAGGACACAGGCGUGGGCUCGACUCCGGCUCUGGCCUCAGCCGAGACCCCGCGAGGCAAUGGCCAAGGUGUCCGUGCUGAACGUGACUGUGCUGGAGAAUCCGAGCCCUUUCCACAGCCCCUUCCGGUUCGAGAUCAGCUUCGAGUGCAAUGAGGCCCUGGCAGACGACCUAGAGUGGAAAAUCAUCUACGUUGGCUCAGCUGAGAGUGAGGAGUUUGAUCAAAUCCUAGACUCUGUACUGGUUGGCCCUGUCCCAGCAGGGAGACACAUGUUUGUCUUUCAGGCUGAUGCCCCCAACCCAUCCCUGAUCCCUGAGACAGAUGCGGUGGGUGUGACUGUGGUCCUCAUCACCUGUACCUACCGUGGACAAGAGUUCAUCCGAGUGGGCUACUAUGUCAACAACGAGUACCCAAACCCCGAGCUUCGGGAGAACCCACCCCCAAAGCCAGACUUCUCUCAGCUCCAGCGAAACAUCUUGGCUUCAAACCCCCGGGUGACCCGUUUCCACAUCAAUUGGGACAACAAUGUGGAUAAGCUGGAGGCCUUGGAGAAUGAGGACCCUACCCUGGGCUGUGGCUUCCCCCUCAGCUGCACGCCCAUGAAGGGCCUGGGGCUCCCUGGCUGCAUCCCUAGCCUCCUCCCCGAGAACUCCAUGGACUGCAUCUAACUGCAAGAACCCAGGCCUACCUGGGUCCAGCCAUAACAUCUGGAGAGAAAGUUAGACCUCCCUGAGAGUCCUAUGGGGCCAUGAGGAAGUCUCUGGGGCCAUCAACCAUAUCUAGGCCAGUCAAACUUGGCCCCAAAGAAAGACAAGCCUCAGGUCUCUUCCUGGCCCUGGUCUGGAAGGAUCACCUCACUUCUACUGCCCAGGGCUGUAAGAGGCAGGACUUCAGUUUUGAAUUCUUUUUAAUUUGUGUCCUUUGUCUCUUACACACACACAUACUAUACAUUCCAACUGGGCCAUUGUGCCACACCACUUCUGUGAGUACCAUUGAACCAAAGCUCUUCCCGAAGACCUCCCCAGUCUGCCUUAAUGUUCUUGGUCAGUGACUGGCAAAGCUUCAGUCCAGUUGGGCCAAAGCCUCUGUCAUUCCUCGCCCUUCCCAAACAUCUGAGCAGAUCCACCCAGCUUUCUGGAGUCACAGGCAAGGAAUCUUGGUUAGAAUAUGGACUCAUACAAUUUUUGUCCUCCCAGGACAAUUUUUAAGUCUGUCCAAUCCAUGAGUCCCAAAGUUGUGAUCAUCAGGAUGCUGAGAAUUGGUGGUUGAUGCUCCUCUUGAUCACCACUUUACUUUUCUCUCUUAACUGGACCUGGCUUGCCUUGGUGGGGGAAUGACAUGUUAGAGGGUCUUGCUGUUCUUGGUUUCAGUGCCAGCCUCAGAGCCCCUCUGCCUCUGGCUGUUAUGAUCUGCCCUCUGCCGAAGACCUGAUUCUUCCACAGACCAGGAGUGAUUGCAAGCAAGGGAAGCGGUAGGAAACAAAAUAACUUCCCUCCCCAUCCCCAUGCCCUAUCCCCUCGCUGCUAUGUGGAUGCUGUUAUGAUUGCAGUUUGUAUAUUAAAGGUUUUUAUAUUAAAUGUUUGGUUGGUCUAAAAAUAAAAAGCACUUCAUCUAGAUGGACUUCUUAUGUUUUCAUGU
Talpa occidentalis (Iberian mole) is the source of this 1735-nucleotide messenger RNA. It is a transcript of the gene ASF1B, whose product is annotated as anti-silencing function 1B histone chaperone. Gene Ontology annotation, molecular function: histone binding. Lineage: Eukaryota; Metazoa; Chordata; Mammalia; Eulipotyphla; Talpidae. Gene Ontology annotation, biological process: DNA replication-dependent chromatin assembly. Gene Ontology annotation, cellular component: nucleus. Bases 157 to 765 code for a protein of 202 amino acids. The transcript has 4 exons. The record is from RefSeq and is a predicted model, not a curated record.